AUGGGUCAAUCACAAUCAGCAAAAUUUGAUAAAUUAUUUACAUUAAUAUGUACGGAUAAUACAGAAGAAUUAAGUCGACAACUACGGGCAUGUUCAUCACCGGAACAAACCAAAUGUCUAUCAAAUUUAUCCGAUGCUGAUAAAGCAGCAACAUUAUUAAUGUUUGCUGCUUUUUAUGGUAAUAUGGCUAUAUGCCGUUUAUUACUUGAAUCAGGUGCAGAAUUAUUUAGUCGAGAUAAUGAAGGACAUAAUGUUCUUUUUUAUGCUGUUGCCGGUCAAGGAUAUAAUGUUGCUAAAUAUUUAAUUGAAACAGUUCUUGAAAAAUUUGAUGAUGAAACACGAAAAAAUUUCAUUAAUAAUUUAGAUAAUACUGGUGAAACAUGUUUGCAUGAAGCUGUCAAAAUACAUGCAACAUCAUAUAUUGAAUUACUUAUAAAACAUGAUAUUAAUAUAAACAUUGCUAAUAAAAAUGGUGCUACUGCACUUCAUCGUGCUGUUGAUCUCGGUCAUUUAGAUAUUGUUCGUCUAUUAAUUAAAUAUAAAGCUGAAUUAAAUACAAAAGAUACAUCGGGUUGGACUCCUCUUCAUGUUGCAUGUACACAUAAUGAUGUUGAACUUGUACGUUUACUUAUAAAUCGUGGUGCACGUCUUAAUGUAACAGAUAAACAAGGUUAUUCACCACUUAAAUGGGCACGUGAAACAGGUUCACGAGAUGUAUUUGAAUAUCUUAAAAGUCAAAGUAGUAAAGGAUUUGAUUCGUCAUCAGCAAUACCAAUAAAACGACCAACAAGUGAACGUUCAAAUAGAAAACAAAAUAGUGUACCAAAAUCUCGUUCAUCAUCAAUAACAAAUAAUCAAACAUCAAUUUAA
Rotaria sordida is the source of this 870-nucleotide messenger RNA. Lineage: Eukaryota; Metazoa; Rotifera; Eurotatoria; Philodinida; Philodinidae. The record is from the annotation of a GenBank genome assembly.